Trametes versicolor FP-101664 SS1 is the source of this 960-nucleotide messenger RNA. Its product is annotated as NAD-P-binding protein. Bases 1 to 960 code for a protein of 319 amino acids. Gene Ontology annotation, cellular component: cytoplasm. The record is from RefSeq and is a predicted model, not a curated record. Lineage: Eukaryota; Fungi; Basidiomycota; Agaricomycetes; Polyporales; Polyporaceae. Gene Ontology annotation, biological process: butanediol biosynthetic process. Gene Ontology annotation, molecular function: (R,R)-butanediol dehydrogenase activity; zinc ion binding. The transcript has 9 exons.
AUGUUCCAACACAACAUAUUGGAUGGCCCACCCACCGCCACUGAACCUCAUCCUACAUCGGGGGAGACGCUGCCAGUAGGCGUCGGUCACGAGUUCUCUGGAACCAUCGCUGAAUUGGGUCCGAACGUCGAUACAUCCAAGUACGCCGUUGGCAAGAAUGUGGCUGUUGAGCCGAUCAUUGGGUGCAACACGCCUGGUUGCGCAUGCGCUUCAACCCACACCCGAAACCUGUGCCCUCGGUUCGCAGCCAUCGGUAUUUCUGGUGGUGGCGGUGGUCUCUCCGAGUACGUCGUAGUGCCGCAAACACUCGCCCACGUACUGCCGGCGAACGUCUCUCUGGAGAUCGGCGCCCUCGUGGAACCGCUCGCGGUCGCUUGGCGUGCAGUCAAGCUAUCGCACGUCAAAGCGAGGGACAAGGUCCUCAUCCUCGGCGCUGGCCCGAUCGGCGUCUUUGUGCUCAAAGUUGCCCAGAUAUUUGGGGCGUCCUGGGUAGGCAUCUCGGGGCGCGGCUCCAAGCGCUGCGCUCUGGCCCACAAGUAUGGCGCAUCCGUGGUUUACGACGCCGCCGCUGGAAUAGACGUCGUUGCGGAGACGCUGAAGGCGACGGACGGCCGGGGCGCAGACGUCGUUGUGGACUGCGCCGGGUCCCAGAGCACUCUCGACACUGCGUUGAAGGCAUCCCGCCCCGGUGGGACGAUCAUGAACGUCGCGGGAUGGACGGCGCGGCCCACGAUCGACAUGAACUUGAUGUUGAUGAAGGAGCUCGUUCUCGCUAAUAGCAUAGGCUACGCUGGAGACCAUCCUGAGCUGAUCCAAGCCCUUGCCGAUGGCAAGUUUGACCUGGACGAUCUGGAGGCCUUGAUUACUCGUCGCGUGGGGUUGGAAGACUACCUGGAGAAGGGACUCGGCGCCCUCCUCCAUGAGAAGGAUCAACAUGUCAAGGUUUUGAUUCACCCUUGA